ACUCAAGAAUCAAGAAUGUGAGGUUAGGUAAAAAUGUUUGACAGAAUAUUUUAAAAUGCUGAAAUAAUUUUAUAAAAGUAAUAAAAUAUAUCUUCUUACUUACCUCAUUUGAAAUGGUCCAAUAUAAUCAGUCACUGUCACUAAUAUCUCGAACACUAGUCAAUAUAAAAUCCACAAAUCUUAAGUUUAAUGAGAAAAUAAAAGGUACCAUAGUAGAAAAAUGGGUGGCUUAUUGGAAACUAGUGGCAAAAGAUUAUAAAGAUGUUGGAAGAUCAUUAAAACAAGAUAUAAAAACAAAACCAUUGCGAUCUGGUUUAUAUUUUACAGGUGCAAGUUUGCUAGGACUUUGUGCAUCUUUAAACCCCGAUAUGCAAAGUUUUAGAGCAAAAUAUAUUCAAUCUGCAAAUGAUUUAGGGUUAGUUCCUACUACACUAGCUAACCCUCAAGCCUUAAAUCAUUUAAAAUAUAUUGAGAGAAGCUUUAAUCACAACCUUAUUCGUUACAUAAAUUUAGGUGUUUUAUCGAUAAUCUGGGUGGACAAAUUUAGUGAAGAUUGUAAUUUAUAUGAAAAUACUUGUUCUUAUCUUCAAGUCCCAUUUUGGGAAAUUAGAAAGAGAAUGCUUGAUAUAGGAUUUUUAAAUGUAUGGUGGAUAACAUCCAGAAAAAUGCUUGACUAUGAUAUAAAUUAUUAAAAAAGUAAUAUACUUAUAUAUAGAG
Molecule: messenger RNA, 717 nt
Organism: Sitophilus oryzae (rice weevil)
Lineage: Eukaryota; Metazoa; Arthropoda; Insecta; Coleoptera; Curculionidae
Product: mitochondrial import inner membrane translocase subunit Tim29
Exons: 2
Coding region: 114-692 (192 amino acids)
Biological process (GO): protein insertion into mitochondrial inner membrane
Cellular component (GO): TIM22 mitochondrial import inner membrane insertion complex
Source: RefSeq, a predicted model, not a curated record